Nymphaea colorata (pocket water lily) is the source of this 1313-nucleotide messenger RNA. RefSeq names its product cysteine-rich receptor-like protein kinase 26. The coding region runs from base 38 to 1264 and encodes 408 amino acids. The record is from RefSeq and is a predicted model, not a curated record. The transcript has 2 exons. Lineage: Eukaryota; Viridiplantae; Streptophyta; Magnoliopsida; Nymphaeales; Nymphaeaceae.
GAACAGAGUGGUUGACGUUUUCCUCCCGAGCUGCAUCAUGUACGUCACCGUUCCCAACUUUACGAUUCCUCGAUCGUUUAUGAAUGUCUCCUUCCAGGCAGCUGAAGCCAUCCCCGACCCUGAAAGAUUCAAGCCCAUGCUCACCUCCUUCUUCAACAAUCUCAUCCUUUCCGCCACCACCAACCCUUCAGGCCGUUUGUAUUGGGGCGACAGUUUCAGGUAUUCUCAGAACUUGACUGUCUAUGCCAUGGCGCAGUGCAUUCAGAACCAAACCCCAAAGAGCUGCGGACGUUGUUUAGACGAAGCCUUCGCUAUAAUGUUCAAAGAUGGUACAAAUACAACAAGCAGUACAGUUUUCCAUAAUAUUGAAUGUACUGUAGUUUACGACAUCUAUCCCUUUUUCACUCCCCCACCUCACAAGAUUGCUCCAAGCAUCGCCAUUUCCAUCUCAACUAGCUGCUUCCAACCGUCAUUGAUCGACAAGGUUAGAAGCCCGUUUCAUAGAAACCUCAAGGCCUUGCUCAAUAAUUAUCUGAUAGUGCAGGCACCUCUCAAUGGCUUCUACGACGAAACCGUCGGCUUGGGCUCCAGCCAAGUCUACGGCCAAGCCUUGUGCCGAGGGGACAUCACUAAGGAUGUUUGCUGGCAUUGCAUAGCCCAGGCUUCUACCAAAAUCCAAGAGUUAUGCCCCAACAGCAGAAGGGCAAUCAUAUGGCUCGACCUCUGCCAUUUGCGCUACUCCGACGAGAACUUUGCCGGCACAGUAGAUGUCCAGGACAGGGCAUGCCAACCAUCAGCGGAGAACACAUCGAAUCCGACGAACUUCGAUGAGAAUUUGAGAAUCCUCUUCUCUAACUUGACCUCGAAGGCCGUGCAGAGCUCUCCCACUCACUUCUUUGCUACAGGAAAAACCCUGCUUCCUGACUCACAAACGAUCUACGCUUUAGUGCAGUGCGUGAGAGACAUAUCUGCAGACCAAUGUGUGUGGUGCUUGCGGAAUGCCAGCGCUGAUAUUGAGGGGUGCUUUAAUGGAAGGCAAGGCGGUCGAAUCCUCAGGGGAAGCUGUAGCCUGAGUUUUGGGAUGCAGUCUUUCUUUGCAGGCGAUCCAGCGCUGGUUUCAUCUGUGCAGCCUAAUCAUGGGCACCGCCGCCGAUGGAUGCUGGUUCUCAUUUGCUUCAUUUGUGGGCUACUGCUUACAGCAGCCUUCGCUUUUUGCUUAGUUGGGAAACUAAAACAACGUCUAGGUAAAGUUGACCUGCCUUGAAAGACUCUACAGGCCUAAUGGUCGCGAUAAGAGUUCAUCAUUUGAUUCA